GACAUGAGACGGCAUCAAACUUCAAACGGUGGUGGUGUAAGAAGAAGCCAUGGAUUCCAAGAAGUCCAACAAGAUCACGGAAAUUGUUAGGCUUCAGCAGAUCCUAAAGAAAUGGAGAAAGCUGGCCAACUCAUCAAAAGCCAAAGCCAACACCAACACCAACACCAGCAAUGGGAGCAGUAAAAGUAUCAAGUUUCUGAGACGGACGCUCUCUUUAUCGGAGACCUCCUCACAAUCAACCCCAAGCAACGCCGUCCCAAAGGGCUACCUAGCCAUUUGCGUAGGAGAAGAGCUCAAGAGAUUCAUAAUCCCAACGGAGUAUUUGGGUCACCCUGCAUUUCACUUCUUAUUAAGAGAAGCUGAAGAAGAAUUCGGCUUUCAGCAGACAGGUGUUCUAAGAAUUCCUUGUGAAGUAGCUGUUUUCGAGAGUAUCUUGAAGCUGGUAGAAGAAAACAAAGACGUGUAUUUCACACAGGACAGUGUAGGAUUGGCACAUUGCUCUUCCAAAAACCACCAAACUCCCUCUCACCAUCCUCAAAGCCCCAUGUGCAGAUAGUUCAUUUCCUCCCAUUUUUCUCUUCCCUUGACCUCAUUUCACUUGUUUUUUCCAAUUU
Jatropha curcas is the source of this 614-nucleotide messenger RNA. RefSeq names its product protein SMALL AUXIN UP-REGULATED RNA 51. Gene Ontology annotation, biological process: response to auxin. The record is from RefSeq and is a predicted model, not a curated record. NCBI's taxonomy places the organism in Eukaryota, Viridiplantae, Streptophyta, Magnoliopsida, Malpighiales, Euphorbiaceae.